Molecule: messenger RNA, 234 nt
Organism: Prunus armeniaca (apricot)
Lineage: Eukaryota; Viridiplantae; Streptophyta; Magnoliopsida; Rosales; Rosaceae
Source: the annotation of a GenBank genome assembly
AUGGAUAGCAGAGGAGCAUGCAAGGAGGUUUCUGAUGAGCUGGCCAGGGAGUUGCUUAUUGCAAUUUCUUACCCUGUACCAGACCAGGUUCUUGAUCUGAGUUUCGUGCCUCGGGACAGUGUUCUGGUGGCCAAUGGGGAUGGGGAUGAGAAGUAUGUCUCUGAACUUAUGACCAUUUCUAAUGUGCAAUCCCCUGAUAUCAAAAACCUGAAACAAGCAAGCAUUUGCAAUUAG